Molecule: messenger RNA, 3148 nt
Organism: Dermatophagoides farinae (American house dust mite)
Lineage: Eukaryota; Metazoa; Arthropoda; Arachnida; Sarcoptiformes; Pyroglyphidae
Source: RefSeq, a predicted model, not a curated record
CAUUCAACAAAAUGAUGAUGAUGAUGACGAUGAAAAAAAUGAUAAUUUUCCCUGAGAAAUAUGAAUCGAUUUCAUAGUAAAUGUUGUUGACGUUUUCAAGUAGAAAAAUGAUAAUGAUGAUGAUGAAGAUGAAAAUAAAAAAAUUUUCCCGAUGAAUACGGUGAUAUUGAUGAAUGAACAAAUAAAGAAAUUUUUUAAAAAAAACUUUAAAAAUAAUACAAAUAAUGUCCACGACGUUUAUGUUUUUUUUUUUCGUUCCUAAAUGGCCACGAAGUUGUUGUUGUCGAAGUUUUUUUCUCUCUUUAUUAUUAUUAUAUACUCACCAAAAAAAAGCUCGAUUUGUUCGAUGAUGAUUUCAACUUUAUUGUUCACAAUACCACCACUACGACGAUGACGACGACGACGACGAUCCUGAAUAAUACCAUUCAUGUACGAACAAACAAACGAAUGAACGUAACAACCAACCACCUUUUUUACACCAAAGAUCCUUAAAGCGUGAAAAAAAGCAGCUGAAAUCAACUUGUUUGAUGACGAUUGAAUACACUGAUCACAAACAACAAGUAUUUUUUUUUGGCAUUUUUGGCCCACUCUAUCGUUCGUUGAUGUUUGUUUGUAUGGAUCGUUGCCAGCCAUUAAUGGCAAUAUUCCAGAGAUUUUUUCUUUCCUUUACCAUCAAAUCCAAAUGAUGAUCCAUCAGCAAAAAAAAUUGAUCAAAUUUAAAAUUUUACAAUUGAUUCCUGAUUGUGUUCCAAGAUGGCGCUCUUCUUACAUAAACAAUCUCAUUUGGUAUUUCUUGUUUAUUUUCUGUUUGAUUGUUUCGGACAUUCGAAAGAGCAUUGUGGAUCAUGAAGAUUCUGGUUCCAUUAAUUCAAGAUAACGUGGAUUUUUGUCAAUUAAUCAUAUGUCAAAGCUGAAUUUUUUUUCUGGAUUCAUUCAAAUUGGAUACCGUUGAAAUACCCAGAGUUUGAUCACUGUCUAUCUAUCACUCACUCUCAUUUGAUCAUUUAUAUUGCGUCUUUAUUUUUUAUUUGUUAUUGUUUCUGUCAAAUCAUCCAUUGUCUAAAAUCAUUUUUUUUGUUUUGUUUAUUGUCUCCAUUUUCGUACAUCUUUAUGUGCGUGUUUAUAUAAAAAGAGUUUCAAACAACGAACCAAAAAUAUUUUCAUCUUUCUCUCUUCAGAUAAAAAUUAGCGCCUAAUUCUCUCAUCAAACAUCUGAAAUAAAAAACAUAAAUGAUGCCUGGUGAUAAUGAUAAAAAAAUUGAACGGCAGCCACAAAAUUCACCAAGAACAUCGAAUAAUGAAAUUUUUUUCCUUGAAACGAAUGAUGAUGAACCAUCAUCAUCAUCAUCAUCAUCGAUGAAAUCAACUGUUAAACGUGAAAAUGGUUUCCUAAAUGAUGAAGGCGAAUUUCAUAAAGAAUUCCAUGAUGCUGAUGAUAAUGGUGGUGGUGGUGGUGGCCAUCAUCAUGAUGAUAAUAAACGACAACGUCCGGAGCCAUCAUCAUCAUCAACACAAUCGUCAUCGACUACUGCUAAUAGUCCCAGUGGUUCCGGUUCAAAUACAAUGCCAAUAUUUGGUAUUACACCACCGAAUUUUGUUUCAUUUGAAGAGAUUAUGAAAACAGCUAAUGAAAUGAGCCGUAUGGCAUUGGUCAAUGAAAUUGUAUUUAAUCAGGAUUUUAAAUUGGAACGUAAAGAAGAUUCAUCAUCAUUAUCAAAACUUGAAUCUACUGUACGUGAAACAAUGAAAAAAGCAUUCUGGGAUAUAUUGGAAGAACAAUUGGCAGAACAGCCCCCAAAUUAUAAACAGGCUAUAUCAUUAUUGAAUGAAAUAAAGGAAACAUUACUGUUAUUUCUAAUGCCACAACAUGUACAGCUUAAGAAUGAAAUCAAUGAAAUAUUGGAUAUUGAUUUGAUCAAACAAAAAGUUGAUAAUGGUAUUGCUGAUUUUCAACGUUAUGCACAAUAUAUAUUGUCUGUAUGUUCAAGACUUUGUUGUCCGGCACGUGAUGAAAUGAUUAAGAAUUUGACCGAAAUCAAGGAUAUGAUACCAUUGUUUAAAGGAAUAUUUGAACUUCUUGAAGUGAUGCGUUUAGAUUUUGCAAAUUUUUACAUACAACAAUUCCGUCCACAUAUACAGCUUGCAUCUGUUGAAUAUGAACGUGGUAAAUUUAAAAAUUUAAUCGAAGCACAUCAAAAAUAUCAAAUCGAUGUACUCGAAUUUACCACCAAAUGGAUUCGUAGAAAUUAUGAAUGUCUUGAUCUAUCCAAUGAAAUGGAUAUGAAACAUUUAUUUAAUAAAGUAUUGAUUGCAUCAUAUAUUGAUCUACUUCGAUGUUUGAAUCCAUCAUUCAAUUGUUAUAUGAUUAAAAAUGAACAGAAAAAUGAAUCAUUAUUAGAAGAUGAUUAUCCAGAAACAUUGUUAUUGAUUCGUAAUCGUAUUGAUUCGGUUCUUGAAAAAAUUUUCAAAGUAACAUUCAUUAGUAGUGUUUUUGUCGUUACAUUUGCCGCCAUUGGUGAACCAUUACAAUCUAUUAAAGAUUUUCGAAUGAAAUUGAAAAAAGAAUUGGAAGCCAUAACAUCGAAUGAUGAACAACAAAAAAUUCCAUUACAAUAUCUAAAAUUGGAUGAUGUAAAAUCGAUGCUUACAUCGAUAGCCACACAAGUACGAACAUCGAUUGAAAAAGCAUUGAUUGAUUAUAAAGCACCACAAUCAUUGAGUGGAGAGAAAUUAGAUUCACUUAAUUAUCAGAUCAAUGAAUUAUCUACACCCGGUAAUCGUAUUCGUUCUGUUAUGGAAAGACGUAUAUUGGAAUUUAUUGAACGUGUCAUUCAAUCACCACCAUCACAAACUGCCGCACCGAUACAGGUACCAAGUGGUCUAAGCACAUUCGCCAACGAAUUGAUACAGAUUGCAAGUGAAUUUACACGUCUUGUUUCGUAUAAUCGUGCCGUUUAUUCACCUUAUUAUACAAAAAUCAUUGCCAACAUUGCCGGACAAACACAUUAUAUUCCGCAGAAUGAAUUAAAAUCAAUUGAAAAAUCAUUCUAUGGCUAGUCUUAAUCGUCAUUUACUACUAUUAUUCUCUAACACAUAUUAUACUUUUGUUUAUCAUUUAUUUCAAAAUAAAAAUUUUCUUUUAAUGAUA